AAAGAUGUGAAGAUGGUUUCUCUGGAGGGAUACUGGGCCUAUUUGGUAAACUGCUCUCAGUCUCUGAUACUGGAUCAUGGCUGCUGGACAUCAGAGAGUGAGAAAGACCUCAAGGACAUUAUAAUGGUCAGAUUGAGCAGUUUGCUUUUAAAGAGUCUGGAUCAGAUUGGAUCUUGCAGAGCACUGCGAAUUUGCUUCUUGGCGGAAAACUUUCUGACCAGGAUCGAAGCUCUGAUGGAAUGCACUCGCUUGGUGAAGUUGGAUCUGAAAGGAAAUCAGAUUGUUCAGCUCCCUGAUGCUUCAUGUUGGAGUCAUCUGAAAGAAUUGCGACUUCUAUAUCUACACGACAACAACAUGUCAACUUGGAACAAUAUUAAAGGCCUGUCUGGCUGUUUAAACCUGACUGCUUUAACUCUCUAUGACACCCCGCUCAGUUUAAAGAAGAGUUACAGACACUGUCUGGUCAACAGUAUAUGGUCACUGAAGGCCUUGGACAACUUUGUUAUCUCUGAUGAGGAAAUCAUUCAAAACUGGUCUCUUCCUAUUCGAUUCAAGGCCAUGAAUCAACACUUUUGUGUCAGUUUGUACCAAACUAUAAAGUCGGAUUCAUUUGAGACAGAGAUGAAAGCAACAUAUAAAAUAAUUUCUGAGAUAAACAGGAUUCAGGCCGUUUAUUCCCCUACACUAAUUAUACAGCGCUGGAUUCGAGGUCAUUUAAUUAGAAAGAGUCUUGGGCUUUGCAGUACAAAGAAACCGAUAACGUCUGAGAAACCAUUCAUUUCCAUGCCUUUGAGCACAGAAAUUGACCAGGUACAAUCCCAGUCUCAGAAAACAAUGGAGGAAGACACAGAUAACCACCCUGAACUAAAAAAUGAAGAGAGAAAAACAGAGAUCCAAAGACUUCAUGUGAACCUUGAUAAACUGAUGCAAACUGGCUACCCAGAGGUUAUACAGAAUGCUGCAAGUGUUAAAUCAAAUGACAGUCAACAAGACAUAAAAGCACCAUGCAACACUCCUCAGUGCAGUCAAAGUCUGAAAUCUAAGGCCCAACUAAAUACACUUGACCCAGAUAUCAGUGUGACUGCUGAUCUCUGUAAUGAAGAAACUGAAGAAGGAACCUUUCGUGUUUUGGGACUAAAAGCUUUGGUCCACCAGAGUGAGCCACUGAGUGACAUGUUGUGGUCCCGUAAAGCUGCAGGACAGGACGUACGUGAGGCCAUCAGCCAUUUUCACACUCAGAUACCGGGUCCACAGCCACGCUCUUCUGCAACUAUUCCAGGGAAGCGCAUGAUUGGUUGUUGCCAUGACAAAAUCAGCCUCACCUCCUUCAAAGUCAUUGAAAGAGUCCAUCAAGCAUUUGAUAAAGCCAGAAUGCAGAGACACCUUGAAGAGAAGGUAACGGAGCACCAGAUAGACCGUGAAGUAGCCAAGGGUCGCCGAGACAUCUUUACAGAAGCUCGAAGGACAGAAGUACGUCUGCGGCAGGAGCGGGAAAGAGUGGAUAUGGAGAAAACUCUUACUCUACAGAGAGCCAAGCUGGAGCAGGACAUCCAUCAUGCACGUCAGAAACAUGCCCGGUUUUUGGAAGAGAAGAGGAUGAGGAUCCAGGAGCAAGAGAUGGUUUGCAGUUUCAGCCAACAGCACAACUCUCUAGCAAGGGCCAUGCUUAGAUACCACACAUGGAAACGUGGUAACCAGUUAUGAAUGCAUGAAUGUUUUUAAUCAAACUCUCGGUUUAACAUGAAAUUUACAUAUAGGUUAGUUAGAACCCAUUAGUACACAUUAGCUUCAAAAACAGAAUAUACUGCACUAUAGUAUAGAAUAGUCUAAUAAUAUAUUACAGUACUUAAUAGAAUAUGUCUGCAGAGAUUAUAUUAUAGACAUUGAGAUCUGCUCCUCUUUUCAAAAUCAAAAAUAUUGCAUAACAGGACCCAACCCCCCCCCCCCAAAAAAAAACUCCCCUAAUACACAACCACCCCCAUUCUUCAGGCACAAGUAUUAAGAAACUAGUAGCCACCAACUUUACAUAACAAGUAAUUCCACAUUAUCUGGAUUAUUAUUACACUCUUUACAUAAGCACUUAAGAAAGAUUAACUGAAUGGCAUGUUUUAGCAGGAGAACUGAUUCAAAUAACAAUAUUCUUUGCUAUGUUUCUCAACAGUUGUAGUAUAACAGGAGGAUCUUUAAAUGAUCUUUUAAUUCCAAGGCAAGUUUAGCUUUUUAUUGAAUAAAGAUGAGCUACACUAAAUUGCUACAUGUAACAGUAUUUAUUUAAAAAGGUCCUGUCCAACGAAUCAGCAGUGUGAAAAUCAAGGCAUUGUUCUGGUCUGACAUUAAAUGGCAGAGUCUA
Messenger RNA from Carassius carassius (crucian carp), 2350 nucleotides. It is a transcript of the gene lrriq3, whose product is annotated as leucine rich repeats and IQ motif containing 3. The record is from RefSeq and is a predicted model, not a curated record. The coding region runs from base 13 to 1704 and encodes 563 amino acids. The transcript has 7 exons. Lineage: Eukaryota; Metazoa; Chordata; Actinopteri; Cypriniformes; Cyprinidae. Gene Ontology annotation, molecular function: protein binding.